This is a messenger RNA of Leptonychotes weddellii (Weddell seal), 1032 nucleotides long. The record is from RefSeq and is a predicted model, not a curated record. NCBI's taxonomy places the organism in Eukaryota, Metazoa, Chordata, Mammalia, Carnivora, Phocidae.
ACUUGGAGUCUGUCCUUACACACAAGUGCCAUAUUCCCCUGCUUACAAUGGAUAGACAAGUGGUAUAUGCUGACUUAAACUUAUCCAGGGGUUCUUGCUUUGCAAGUUCAUCACCCCCAUCACUUCCUCAAGAUGUCUGUCAAGGUUCAUCUUGGCAUCAAUUUGCUCUGAAACUUGGUUGUAUUGCGAUUAUUCUUCUUACUUUGACUGUGAUUGGAUUGAGUGUUUCAGUGACUUUCUUAAGACGAAACUCAUUAAUAGAAGAAAGCCGAGUGGAUGUUCAAGAGAACAGGAAUGAAACAACAGAGAAACUAGAUCUGUUAAAGUGCCCAGAAGAUUGGCAUAUACUCCCAGAAAAAUGCUUGUUUCUUUCUCGUGCUUCCAACACUUGGAAAGAUAGUCUGACUGACUGUUCCACAAAAGAAUCCAGUUUGCUGCUUAUUCGAGAUCAGGAAGAAUUGAAACUCAUACGAAUGCGGAUAAAUGAAAAGGGAAUGCUAUUUUGGAUUGGACUAAAUUUAACAUUAUCAGAGAAGAAAUGGAAAUGGAUAAAUGGUUCAUUUUUAAAUUCAAAUGUAUUACAAAUUACUGGUUAUACUCAAGAAAAGAGCUGUGUUUCCAUCUCACCAACAGGAAUUAUUUCUGAGGACUGUGACACAGAAAAUCGAUGGAUCUGCCAAAAAGAAUUAAAACCUGUCAGAAAUAAAGCUGGUUCCACUGCUCUCCUGGCUGACAUUGCACGAGUACCAAGACAGAACAAUGAAAGGAAGUCCCUGACUCGUUUUAAUACAAUGAGCUAAGCUGAGUAAUGGCAAAGUACAGUCUAUUCAUGCUGCUGUAGAUUGACCUUGAGGCUGGACCAGGGAGAUUCCUUCCGUUUAUUUUCUAUGCCAUGUGCUUGGAUUUGAAAUCCAUUUGCUUCUGUUUUACUUCCUGUCCGCUCAUUCCACAGCAGGCUUUGAUAGGCGCAGUGCGUGAUAAAAAGUAGUUCUCGUGGUAUCAUAUAAGACUGAUGAAUCACAGGCCUGUACU